GGCGCUGUCGCUGCGGUCCGGCCUCGGCUGAAGCGGCCGUUUGCGGAGGGUGGUUCGCCGGCCCGGAGAGAAAUGGAGGCCGAGUGCAGGCGGUUCCAUUCCUAUGAUUUCGCGGCUGAUCAGGUGUUUCAGCGCAGCCUAAUGCAGCGCGGAGAGAAGACAUGGGGAUCGGAGGAGGGGUGGCUGCUGGAGACUAAAAUACGCUACUACUCCAGGUUUAUCAAACCCAUUGACCUUGAAGACUACAAAAGAUGGCUUUCCUCACAAGUUACUGAUCCAGAGAAUCAGAGUAACUUGGCAGUAGAAGAAGAUAUGACAAAUGCUUUUGAGAAGCUGCUCAGACAAACUACGAAUUUUUCAGAGAAAAAUGAGUAUUCAACUACAGUGGAGACCACUAAAAGCAGUCACAAACCAUGCAUAGGUCAGCAAACAAACAUGGAAGAUGCAGGAAUGCAUUUUCAAAUUAGUAAAGAAAUAAAAGGUAAAGUUUCUUACAAACCGACUGAAAGCAGUCAAAAAGAAGAAUGGCCCCAUGAAAAUAAAGCAGUUAGUUAUCUUGCCAAUCCUUCUGCUGUGACCACACCAAUGAUAGGGGAAAGCUGCAAUCUGUCUUUCCCUCAAGUUCUCCAUCUUGUGCAAAAUGGACAAGAAAUCCCUGGCAUUCAAAAAUUAAACAUUAUGUCAACCAAUAGUAUGCCUACAAUUUCACAAAUGGCAAGGAAGCCCAAACCUUGGGAAAGUAUCUAAUAUUUUUAUUGUACUAUAUAAUAUUGGAAAAUGUCUUUCAUAUAUAAUAAAGGCAAUGCAAUUUAAUUUAUGUACAGUAGCGAGUGGUUCAACUUUGAGUCCUUAUAAAGGUUCCAUUGUGAGGAAUGGACAUUUCAAGACGUUGAACUGCAGAGUACAGCUGAGCCAGAGUAUUCUUUCUUCUUGAGUGGUCAUAACAAUAAUUGGUGUUGUAUAUUAGGGAUGGGUGUAAGAGAGGAGAGGAAAGCAGAUGAUUUACAACAUGUGUACACGUUUCAGAAAUAUGACAUUGCACACUGUUAGUAUUGUUAACAUCGUCUGUACUGUGUAACAUCGAUGAUAAAUGUUGAUCAAUC
Molecule: messenger RNA, 1103 nt
Organism: Pristis pectinata (smalltooth sawfish)
Lineage: Eukaryota; Metazoa; Chordata; Chondrichthyes; Rhinopristiformes; Pristidae
Exons: 2
Coding region: 73-747 (224 amino acids)
Source: RefSeq, a predicted model, not a curated record